AGGCGACCGAGUACGGUGAGGAGGACUUCCCUCCUCCCCGUGCGAGUAACGACAGAGCCACUCAGGCACAUUCCGGCGGAAAGCACCGUCACACAGCGGUCGCACAGACCCGAACGGAGUCACCUUACACGGGCGAGGAGUCAAAGUUGCUCCCGCUCAGUUUUUUUUUAAACGUCGCUGCGAAAGUGUGAUGUUAUUUUUUUCGCUAUCUUCUUUCGAGAAGAAUCCUAGGAGGAUAUAUAUGUACACGCUGUAAGCUCGCUAGCCUCAUCCUGUCCCCCGCCUGCAUUGGCGCACCAUGGUGAUCAUGUCAGACAACAUCCGGGUGCCCCAGCCCAGCCCAGGGGCCCAGGGAAGGCCCCUGCAGGUGGGCUUCUACGAGAUCAUCCGCACGCUGGGCAAAGGCAAUUUUGCUGUGGUGAAACUGGCAAAGCAUAAAGUCACCAAAACCCAGGUGGCCAUCAAGAUUAUUGACAAGACCCGACUGAACCCGUCCAAUUUGGAGAAAAUCUACAGGGAAGUGCAGAUUAUGAAGUUGCUCAACCACCCGCACAUCAUCAAACUCUAUCAGGUGAUGGAGACCAAAGACAUGCUGUACAUCGUGACAGAAUACGCAAAAAACGGGGAGAUGUUUGAUCACCUGACCUCAAACGGCCGCAUGAGCGAAACGGAAGCGCGGAAGAAAUUUUGGCAGAUUCUUACAGCCGUCGACUACUGCCACCGGCACCACAUUGUCCACCGUGACCUCAAAACCGAGAACCUGCUCCUGGAUGCCAACAUGAACAUCAAACUGGCCGACUUUGGAUUCGGUAACUUUUACAACGCAGGGGAGUCCCUGUCUACAUGGUGCGGCAGCCCGCCAUACGCGGCCCCUGAAGUCUUUGAGGGCAAAGAGUAUGAAGGACCUCAACUGGACAUUUGGAGCCUCGGUGUGGUGCUCUAUGUGCUGGUGUGUGGCUCCCUUCCCUUCGAUGGUCCCAGCCUUCCUGCACUCAAGCAAAGAGUCACUGAGGGGCGCUUCAGAAUCCCCUUCUUCAUGUCCCAAGACUGCGAAAACCUCAUCCGCAAGAUGCUGGUAGUGGACCCGGCUAAACGGAUCAGCGUGGCCCAGAUCAAGCAGCACCGUUGGAUGCUGGCGGACCCCACGGCAGCCCACCAAACCCUGAGCCACACACUGACAGAUUACAACUCCAACCUCGGGGACUAUAGUGAACCUGUGCUGGGGAUCAUGAACACCCUGGGGAUCGACCGCCAAAGGACCAUCGAAUCUUUGCAGAGCAGCAGCUACAAUCACUUCUCGGCCAUCUACUACCUGCUUCUGGAGAGGGUCAAAGAGCAUCGCAACCAGCAGCUGAGCCGUCAAUGCGGAAGCUGGAACCAACGGCAGAGGAGCAUCUCCGACACCACAGGAGCAGAGCAAAUCAUCAUGAAGGCAAACAACUUCAGAACGGCGGCUUUCCCCAUUCCAAGCAAAAAUGUUCCACCCAUCUACUCUGAGAUGGAGUGCGACCAAGGUGCAUUGUUCCAGCGCGUGGUCUUCCCGGUGGAGGCCAGCUUCAACAGGCUGCUGUGGAACCGCUCCAUUUCGCCCAACAGCCUGCUGGAGACGAGCAUCAGCGAGGAGGUGCGGCCCCGCGACCUGGAGGAGGAGGAGGCGGCGCAAAGCUUGGGUCCGCUGCUGCCCCCCACCACCACCUCACGUCGGCACACCCUGGCCGAGGUGUCCGCGCGGUUUCACCAGUGCAACCCUCCGUGUAUUGUCGUCAGUCCCUCUGAUGGCGCCUCUUCUGACAGCUGCCUCAAGUCGUCCUCUACUCCCACCGCCACUCUGCAGACUCCAACGGGUGGCGACGUGUCAACACCUCCGGCCUGCGGUGCUAAAGAGGGGGGCCUCCUGCCCGCCGGCACCCCCCUGGCCCUCUCCUCCCACCUCCUGCCCCAGAUCCAGGGGAGCCUUCCUGCGGCCAGUUUCCAGGAGGGUCGCAGAGCCUCCGACACAUCCCUCACACAAGGCCUCAAAGCUUUCCGGCAGCAGCUGAGAAAAAACACUCGCACCAAAGGGCUCCUGGGAUUGAACAAGAUCAAGGGUCUAACGAGGCCGGUGGCGUCGCCCCCGUCCUCCAACCGAGGCAGCCGUGGCUCUCUGGGCCCCGCCCUCUCCGAGCACCGCAGCAUGCUGGAGGAGGUGCUGCACCAGCAACGGAUGCUCCAAAUCCAGCACCAGCCACACCAAGCUCAGGUCCAGAAUGCUCUGCCAGGACCCGGCCAGAAUGCUCUGCUGUUUCUGUCCCAGCAGCAGCCGCCCUCUACUCCGCCUACUUCAGUAUUCGCCCCUUCUACUUUAUUCGAGGCGCCCUGCCUCCUUCACAACAAGCCUCAGCACCCCAUGCCGCCCCUUCAGCCGAUGGGCCUGCCUCACGGUCUCUGGCAGCACGGCCUGGAGACCGUCUCCACCUCUUUAUCUCCCGUGGCCUCAGCCGCUUACCUCCUAGAGGCCCGUCUGCACAUCAGCCCGCACGCCCAACACCACCACCACCACCAUUACCCAGCAAUGCAGCAACAGCCAGGCGCCACGCACUUCGCCGGCAAACCCGCCGCCUGGGCCAUGGUCUCGCCAUCUGGAGCCGAGCCCGACAUGCAGGAGCUGGUUCUGACCGGUCAGACGCCGCUGAGCAGCUGCGUGAUGGUCAAGUAGAAAGAGUCGACGCAAAAAAAACAACAACAAAAAAAACUGACGCAAGCUUCCUGCUGCAUGCGCUUUUGUUAUGACAUAAGCUAAAUGAGCAAUAACCAAACUGUGCACAAGGUGAUACGAGAAGCAAUAACAGGCCGUUUUCAAAGAAAACGAAAACAGGAAGACAACGAUCAGACACAUGACUGGAGCGAGGACCAAAGCAUUUCACUUCCUUAUGAUGCGCUUCCCACUUUUUUUUCCCCUCUCCAGACACACACUUCAAUCAACGUACAACAAUUACUAUGUUGGGUGAAAGAGAUUUUUCUUUUUUGAUAUAUUGAAGCAGUGCUAAUGCUUUUUUUGUUUUUUGUUUUAUCCUCAUCAGCCUACAGUGAAGGAAAAUUGUCUUUUUUGAGUGAGAAAAGCACAACUAUGUACCUUGCAUCCAGUUUUUUUCGUCCCUUCAGCCUCAACAAUAGCACCAUGUGGACUAAAGUCUCCCAUCUAAUGGGACACCCCUUCAGUUCUUCUCUGAAUCUUAAAAAAAGAAUUCUGGGAGCAUUUUGGGGGAGGCCCCUUUUCUGUUCACCCGAUGCACAAAGCAAGGUUCGUUGGUAUGGAAAACCCCAAUCUGUCACACACCAGCUCCUAUUGUUUUGUUUGUUUCAUUUAGCACAUAGGAAAAGUUAGCAAUACUAAUACGCCAUUGAGGCGAUAUGGAAGAAGACCAACAUAGGAGACUAUUAUGCUCAAUACUCCACUUGAGAUGGAAGCAGGAGUUUAGAACAUUCAGAAAGAUUCUGACAUCUCAUCAAGGAAAUUUCAGGCCAUCCCCAAAUGGCGGGAACAGUGCAAUAGCUUCAUGGGCACAUUUACAGGUACUAGCUAUGUAACCGAGUUACAACUAAAGUUGUUUGUUUUUUUUAGCUACCAAAGAGCCUGGCUAGAAUCAGUGCUAGACACACUACUGAGUUGUCCACAUGUAGCAUGUUGCUCAGCCAAAAUGAAGUAAGCUGGGGUCGCCACCAAAUCCUAAUGCUGCUUGUUGUAAUAGCUUCUCCAGGUACGUUCACAGUCUAGCAAUCUACUGUAUACUGUACCCGGCAACAAUGUUUAGAAGCAAGUGAAUCAUACUGUGUUGAAAAAAAAAUAAUGAAUACGUUUUUAUUUCUACUUUCUUGUUGGAAAAAAAACAUUGUAGUGUUAAUGCCGCGGGUUGUUUUGCACUCACUACCAACACGUGUGCCUUUUUACAUGAACAAACGUGCAAUGUUUGAGCUCUUUGACCUUGCUGUGUAAGCAAAAGCAGCAUUGCACAUAUUUCCUAUUGCUGAAAUCGGUCGAAGUUGCAUUUGUUGUGCAAAAAAGGAACGGUCUCGAGCGAGCGAAACACUACGACACUUGAUGCAACAUGACCCUUUUUGAUAACAAUUUUGGAGAAUAAGAAGUAUUUCAUGUCGAUUUUUUUCCUGAUUUGUUACUUGACCGACCGUGUGUGUGUUUGAGUGUAUGAGAAUGAGGAAAGAUGUCUUUAUUUAUGUGCUAUUUAUUUAAAUAAAGUUCACUUCCUAAAUGA
This is a messenger RNA of Hippocampus zosterae (dwarf seahorse), 4250 nucleotides long. RefSeq names its product salt-inducible kinase 1 (gene sik1). Gene Ontology annotation, cellular component: cytoplasm. The transcript has 14 exons. Gene Ontology annotation, biological process: microtubule cytoskeleton organization; protein phosphorylation; intracellular signal transduction. Gene Ontology annotation, molecular function: ATP binding; tau-protein kinase activity; protein serine/threonine kinase activity. NCBI's taxonomy places the organism in Eukaryota, Metazoa, Chordata, Actinopteri, Syngnathiformes, Syngnathidae. Bases 299 to 2695 code for a protein of 798 amino acids. The record is from RefSeq and is a predicted model, not a curated record.